ACUUUUUAAAAAACAUUUUAUUAUGAAUUAAUCAUAAGCAAUCACUCAAUACGUCUUUAAGUUUCAAAAACAUUGAUCUUUCAAUCAGCUUCAACAUGACUAAAAACUUAGUUAGUUCAAGCUAGUCUAAUUCUAAUAAAAAACAUGGGUGACAUCACUGUCACUCCACAACUAAUAAAAGAAUUGCAAAAAUUUGAGGCAAAGAAGACUGUCUACAUGACUGACGAAGAUGUAGAACAUGAAAUCGAAAUCUUGGACAGCCAACCAAAAUCGUUCAAGUAUUACUUUCAGCACCCUAACUUGCGAUUAUUGAUAGCCUGCACUGUGACCAUAUUAAACUUUUACAUAUUCGCAGAAGAUCCAGUUUCGCACAGUGUCACCAAUUGUCACAUAUCAUUAAUUGGAGACAUCUACUCCAUGAUUUUUGCAAACUAUCCACCAAACGGGUACAGUGCUGUUAAAGUUUGCUUGUGGUUAUUCGCAAUAAUCUUCAGUAUUAUUGUUGGCAAAAUAUUUAUUCACUAUUGGCUAUUUUGCUGCAAAUUGAAACUCAAAUUGUUUUCAAAGGAGGGACAAGGGUCAUGGAUGUUGGUGUUUUUAUUCACAUUGUGUGUUGUCUUUUACCAGUCAGCAAUAUUCAAUGCAGUUCUCAUACUGGAAGGAAGUGAAAUGGACCAAUACCACUCUACAGAUAAUAUGCACAUUAAAAACAAAACAUUUAUGAAAAUGGCAGCUAUUGUAACAUGGCUGGGUGAUUUUAUUACAGCUUGGAUGGUUCUUGACAUGAUGUUACAGGAAAAGAAAUAUCAUCACUGGAUGCGUCCAGUUCGACGGUGGUGGCAAACAGGUUACAACAGGGUGAUUGCUUUCUGGUUGGUGUGCUUAGCUAUGACUAUAGUAGUUGUGGUGGGCAUAACAACAGACUUUGUGAAUUGGGAUGGAAUAAAUCGUGGGAUGGUUUCAACUAAUGAGCUCUCAAGAUCAUUCUUAGCGUCGUUUAUUUUAAUCUUUGACUUAGUAAUUAUAAUGCAGGACUGGGAUUUCCCACACUUUUGCUGCACCACUGAUGUCAAAUUACCAGGAGUGCAUUCUAACGAACUCUCUAUUGCCUUGCCGGCGUGUUGUGUUGUAAACAAUCCAGAAGUUCAGAUCUCUGGAAAAUGGUUUAACUAUGGCAUACUUUUGGUUGUAAUGAUACUUGAUUUGUAUAAAUGGAAAACGCAAAUUAUGUACGAACCAUUUGAAUAUGGUCAAUACGUAAACAAAGAAGGUAAAAUCUUUACAGUUACGAACAAAACCUUUCUCGCCAUUGCAGAUAGGAAAAUGCUAACUUAUGAAUAUAGAUGGAACAACACUAAUCAUAAUGGCACUGUGUUGGGAACGCUUGAUCACAUGACAUUAUCCAUGUAUAAUGGAUACCCUGUAGCUUUAAAAGGUAUUGCAUUUAUACCAUCUAUACUAGCGUUCUUUGUCUUCAUAUAUUUGGUGUACACGUUUGCACAAAUAGAAAGCGAUCGAGAGAAAUUGGUGAGAAACUGGUAUGAGAGUAAGUUUAUACAAAAAAGAAAGUCACGAAAGAUAAAGCCAAAUGUUGAAGAGGUAUUAAUACGUGUCCUUUUUUGGGCCUUUUAACAAAGUGUCUCCUGCAAACAUAUUUCCUUCUUUGUUACAUACAGAUGAAUGUAAAUUAAGAAAUGAAGCUGUACACAAACCUUUCUGAUAAUUUUGUUUGGGACAUGUCCAAAAAGUGAGAUUGGUGUAAAAUGCUAUGGUGUGCAUCAUCUUAAGUUCUUCAACUUAAUUGCAACAAAAGUCACAUUUUAAACUAAGAAUAUGACUAAUACCCUAUCAUAGUCUAAUCUGU
Messenger RNA from Hydractinia symbiolongicarpus, 1864 nucleotides. Its product is annotated as transmembrane protein 117-like. NCBI's taxonomy places the organism in Eukaryota, Metazoa, Cnidaria, Hydrozoa, Anthoathecata, Hydractiniidae. Gene Ontology annotation, biological process: intrinsic apoptotic signaling pathway in response to endoplasmic reticulum stress. The transcript is spliced from 7 exons. The record is from RefSeq and is a predicted model, not a curated record. The coding region runs from base 145 to 1632 and encodes 495 amino acids.